Messenger RNA from Morchella importuna, 1161 nucleotides. RefSeq lists its product as uncharacterized. The record is from RefSeq and is a predicted model, not a curated record. NCBI's taxonomy places the organism in Eukaryota, Fungi, Ascomycota, Pezizomycetes, Pezizales, Morchellaceae. The transcript is spliced from 2 exons. Bases 1 to 1161 code for a protein of 386 amino acids.
AUGACUAGCGGAGCCUACCUUGAUGACACCCUCAAGCGCAUUAUCAGCAAGCCAACGACACAGACAUGGAAAUGCAUGCUCUGUGACUUCACGAUCCCCGUGUAUUUCCGCGACGCUCACGAGGUAUCAAAGAUGCAUAAUGCUAUGGAGCGACAGAAGGGGAUGCAGACCCAACUAGUCCCCACUGCUACGGUGGAUAUGAAUGGUGAAGAGGUUGGCGGUCAGACGCCACCGGCGAUACAUAAGAAGAAGAAGAAGAAAAAGAACAGUACUAAGAAUGUUGAAAAUGCUGGUGCGCAGACACCAGUACCAGUUCCACUCUCUAUCACGCCUAAGAAGCGAUCAAAACCGCGUCGUUCCGCCCCCAGAAAUUCACCCGCGGGUAAUGUGGAGUGCACAGUAGUCAAUGGGGCACCAGUGAUCAGGAUUAUAUCUGCGAUUCCAGCGCCGGCCCGCAUUGUCGUCCCGCAGAUUGAGCAUCCUCCUGUAGAGCGCUCAUGGAGGACCUGGUAUUCCGAGAGACAAGAGAGAUAUGGAUAUGCUUAUCCGCUUAAGCAGGAGUGGUGGACGUGCCCAGGAUGCGAGUGCACAAUGUACGCAACCUGCAAGGGCGCACAUGAGCUCAAGAAGUGCAAGCCCGUGCCGGCGCCGCCGAGGAAAAUAAAGGCGAAAAUCGCGCCUGUUGGUGUAUCUCGCGGAACGCGGAAGAUCUAUGCCUCUGAAGAACGAACUGCGCAAAAGGAGAGUUAUUUGGAAAGAGUUGAUGCGAGGGAUAAGAAGUAUAGGUACAGGAACCUUAUUCCAACCCAGAUUUUGAGUACUCCCGGUGUUCAGAUUGGGAUGUGGUCGAGUAGGCGGGAGAUGAGGAGGCAGAGGGAGGCGGAGAUAAUGGGGAGGGAGGCGGAGGAUCGGGAGAAGGAGGCGAGAAAUGCGGAGGCCCAGAAGACGAGAGCUAGGGAGAGGAGAGAGAAGGAGAGGAAGAAUAAAGAGAAGAGAGAACGGGAGAUGAGGGCUCAGCAGAUGAGGGAUGAGGUGAAAUUUCAGGGGAGGAAUGGUAAAAAGUCUCGGGGGAAUAAUUCUCGGGGGGACAAUUCUCGGGGGGACAAUUCUCGGGGUCGGGGGAAUAGGAAGAAAAAGGCCAGGGGACAGGGAGGAGCUUGA